AUGGCAUCUACCGCUCUCCCAACCCUUGAAUAUACGCCUGUCGAGGAGAUCCCCUCGCGCGUGAAGAGUGUUCGGGCUACCUUUUUUGAACACAAGACUCGACCUAUCGAAUUCCGUAUCCAACAGCUGCGGAAGCUUUACUGGGCUAUCAAGGACCGGGAGCACCUGGUGACCGCGGCCCUUAAGCAGGACCUGAACAGACCGGAGUAUGAAGCUUAUGUCGGAGAGAUUGUGUCGACGCUCAACGAUAUCAUAUUCAUUACCAAAAACCUACCCAAGUGGGCUAAAGAUGAAAAGGCUGCUGAUAUCGACCUGACCUUUUCGCUGAUGAGGCCAACCAUUCGAAAGGACCCCUUGGGCUGUGUUCUGAUUAUUGGGUUGGUGCUACGCUCUCUUCCUAACCCGACACCACAUUUGGCUAACUAUCCGCAUAGAGCAUUCAAUUUCCCAUUCGUCCUUACUCUUGGUCCACUCCUUGGUGCCAUUGCUGCUGGCAACACGGUCGUGGUUAAGCCAAGUGAAGUUUCACCGCACUGCGCCGCCGUGAUCCAGGAAAUCAUUGAAGCUGCUUUAGACCCCACUUGUGUAUCUGUCAUCCAGGGAAGUGUCCCAGAAACUAAAGCACUGCUUGACGAAAGAUGGGAUAAGAUCUGCUUCACCGGCAGUGCCAGAGUUGGCCGCAUUGUUGCUCAAGCAGCAGCCCCAAAGCUUACACCCGUCUUGCUUGAGCUAGGUGGGCGUAACCCUGCCUUUGUUACAAAGCGUGCGGACUUGAGACUUGUUGCCAGGCGUCUACUAUGGGGAAAGACGUUCAAUGCUGGUCAAAUUUGUAUAUCACAAAACUACAUCCUUGUUGACAGGGAGGUUGUUGAUCAGCUGGUGGUCGAGUUUGAGAGGGCUAUCAAAGAAUACUAUCCAAACGGAGCCAAAGCAACGCCUGAUUACUCCCGUAUUAUCAACGAGGGUGCUUUCCAGCGCAUCAAGCAGAUGGUCGACAACACCAAGGGGAAGAUCCUUCUUGGUGGAUCCAUGGAUGAGAAGGAGAAAUUCAUCGAACCAACCGUUGUCCUUGUUGACUCUACCGAGGACUCUCUCAUAACCGAAGAGAGCUUUGGGCCAAUUAUCACUCUCCUGCCCGUAUCGAACUUGGACGAGGCAAUUAGAAUUGCAAAUGACGUUGAUGGAACUCCAUUGGCCCUUUACCCAUUUGGAUCCAAAGAGGAGACCGCAAAAGGUAUUGUUUUUACCUCCCUUCAUUAUGUCCUCUCCUCCGUUCGCUCAGGCGGUGCUUCUGUGAACGACUCAUAUAUGCAUGUUUCUAUUUCAAACCUCCCAUUUGGCGGCGUUGGAGAGAGUGGAACUGGUUGCUACCAUGGCCGUAGCAGUUUCGAUGCCUUUACACACCAACGCUCCAUUACCACAACUCCUGGCUGGGUCGAGCGUAUUCUCUCUAUCCGCUACCCGCCUUAUAUCGGUAAACUCGGCAAAUACAAAGCUGCCAGUCUCAAGUCUCCUAACUUCAACCGUGCUGGGGAACGAACCUAUGGAUUGCUUGAAUGGAUUACCUGGUUUAUUACCUUUGGCAAGGGGCCAAACAGAUCGGGUGCCGCAAGGGCCACUGCCGCAGCAUUGGGUAAGUAA
Trichophyton benhamiae CBS 112371 is the source of this 1641-nucleotide messenger RNA. RefSeq lists its product as uncharacterized. Gene Ontology annotation, molecular function: aldehyde dehydrogenase (NAD+) activity. The record is from RefSeq and is a predicted model, not a curated record. Gene Ontology annotation, biological process: aldehyde metabolic process. Bases 1 to 1641 code for a protein of 546 amino acids. The transcript has 3 exons. Gene Ontology annotation, cellular component: cytoplasm. NCBI's taxonomy places the organism in Eukaryota, Fungi, Ascomycota, Eurotiomycetes, Onygenales, Arthrodermataceae.